AUGCAAGACGACACCCAGCAAAACCAGUCUCUAAAUGAUCUCAAUGAAGCCCAGGCUGGUAGCCUGGCAUGCACCUGGACGCUUUUUGGAGUCACGACCAUCAUUGUUAUUCUUCGCUUUAUCGCUCAAAUCAGAGUUUUACGGAAAGCUAGUGUCGAUGAUAUUUUAAUAAUCAUUGCGUGGUCUUUACAAGCUGCUAGUGCGAUAUUAUGCACUAUUGCAAUUUCUUGGGGCCUUGGACGGCACCCCUCGGAAUUCCGUAAUACAGCUACAUAUAUGAAUGCCCUGAAGUACGAAAUGUAUGCCGCGACGACUAGCACACUAUGUGCCAUGCUUGCUCGAAUAUCAUUCGCCGUGUUCAUAUCCUAUUACGCAUUACAUGCUUCGAAAAUACGACAUAUAUUUAUCUACAGUUUGAUCGUCCUGCAAUUGGUUAUCAAUAUCAUCCCCGUCGCGCUCUCUUGGGUUCGCUGCACCCCCCUUUUGUCACAUCCACAGGCUCGUAUCAACUCGGAACUAUGCUACAUCGCUCCUCAUGUUGUGGGCUGGCACUAUGCACAAGGAGCUGUCAAUGCAGUGUCAGAUUUAUGCCUCUCGCUGCUCUCCCUGAUUGUGGUCUUCAGAUUGAGAUUUCGGGGCUGCAAAAUAGUCAGUAUGGGACUGCUGCUUGCGUUUAGUCUUUUGGCUGCGGUGGCUUCCAUAGUGAGAACGGUGGAAGUAAAGUAUUCACGAAAAUCAGGAGAAGACUUCAUCUAUCGCAUUAGCACAUGGAACUACUGGUACUCAGUCGAAAAUGCCGUCUUGAUAAUUUGCUCUUCAGUUCCAAAGAUCAAAGAACUAGUUCUAAUGUUUCAUAAGAACCGGAAAAAUUCUCGAAAUUCCAACAUGCCGACAGAAGAUAGAGGCUUAACAAUGGAAUACAGCAUCGGAUUCAGAAGCCUUCAUUCGAGAAACAACUCUGAAAGUAAAGGGAAGUCUUCCCUCAGAGCUCCAUCAAUCCCAGGCACCCACUACGAAGCCGAUUCGAUAUCUCGACAAGGUGGUAGCAGAUCGAGUAUUCAACUCCUUCCCAGUCCGCCAAAAACUGCCAACCACGGUCGUUGUCAACAUCCGCGUCAGCACAGAAGGAAUCUCAGUGACUCAAUCAGCUUCAAGUCUUUCCCAAGUCCAACACACAAAAACUACAGCAAUACGAAACAGUCCUCAUCUAAGAGGCCCCUUAGCCGCCCGGCUUCCUGUAAUGAUUUCACCUCGCCACAACUUACAAGCCGAACAGUCAUCUCGGUCGGCGAGCGCCCCCAAAUCCCCAUCUCAUUAUCUCUCCCUGCAAGCGGUCGAACCUCAGGAGAGGAGCGCCGACGAGGAGACAUUUCGCCGCGGAGCCUAUUAUUCCCAUUCACGGCUACUGAAACUUGCGACUCGCCUACAGGCUAUGAUAAUCCCUUUUGUAUCCUGAAAACAGACAACUUCACUGUUGAAUACGAGGACACAAACGAAGAAUCCCACCAAAAUCCCUCGCAAGAUGUUAGUCUCGGCUGGACCACGAUGCGAAACGAAAACAGCAGGGUUGUUGGAGAUCUAUAUAACGAAAGCGACGCAGACGGAUUGCAACUACAAGAUAUUGGUUCGAUAUUGAGACAUUCUCAAGAUCAUGUUUGA
This is a messenger RNA of Talaromyces rugulosus, 1659 nucleotides long. RefSeq lists its product as uncharacterized. The transcript has 6 exons. Bases 1 to 1659 code for a protein of 552 amino acids. Lineage: Eukaryota; Fungi; Ascomycota; Eurotiomycetes; Eurotiales; Trichocomaceae. The record is from RefSeq and is a predicted model, not a curated record.